Prunus armeniaca (apricot) is the source of this 1392-nucleotide messenger RNA. NCBI's taxonomy places the organism in Eukaryota, Viridiplantae, Streptophyta, Magnoliopsida, Rosales, Rosaceae. The record is from the annotation of a GenBank genome assembly.
AUGGCUAAGGCUAUGCUUCAUGAGAAGGGGCUGCCUUAUUACUUAUGGGCAGAAGCUGUACACACUGCAGUGUACAUUUUGAACAGGUGUCCUACCAAGGCUCUUAGAGACAAGACUCCUUUUGAAGCGUAUAGCACAAGAAAACCAGGUAUUGUUCAUUUGAAGGUAUUUGGCAGUGUGUGUUUUGUGCAUAAACCAGAAGAAAGUAGACAGAAAUUGGAUGCCAAAAGCACAAGGGGAGUGUUUGUUGGAUAUGCAACAUGUGAGAAGGGUUAUAGAGUGUUUGACCCUGCCACUAGAAAACUUAUACUGUCAAGAGAUGUUGUUUUUGAUGAAGGAGCAACCUGGAAUUGGAAGGAAGCAACUGAAAAUUCUGUGAUAAUGGUAAAUGAAGAAGGGCAACCUAGGAAUUCUCAAGUGGAAGUGUUUGAGACACCUGCAGGAAAUCAAAAUUCUGGUUUCAGACCUAUAGAUUCAGUUUCCUAUGAAGAAUCAAGCAAGGCAAGCAGCAGAUUGGAAGACACUCAGAACUUUGAUCAUACUCCAUUGAAAUGGAGGAAGUUGGAUGAUAUUUUAGCACAAUGCAAUCUGUGUGUAAUGGAACCUGAGAAGUUUGAAGAAGCUGUGAAGGAUGAGUCAUGGAUGAAGGCAAUGAAAGAUGAGUUGAACAUGAUAGAAAAGAAUGCUACAUGGGAACUUGUUGACAGACCUAUGGAUAAACCAGUGAUUGGAGUUAAAUGGGUGUUUAAAACUAAGUUAAAUCUGGACAGUUCAGUUCAGAAGAAUAAAGCAAGACUGGUGGCUAAGGGAUACUCACAAAAACCAGGGGUGGACUACAAUGAAACAUUCGCACUAGUGGCUAGAUUAGACACAAUCCGGACUCUAAUUGCACUUGCAGCUCAGAAGGGUUGGCAGCUGUAUCAAUUAGAUGUUAAGUCAGCUUUUCUAAAUGGUAUCUUAGAGGAAGAAGUGUAUGUAGAUCAGCCGAAAGGAUUUGUGUUGAAGGGGAGUGAAAGCAAGGUUUACAAGCUGCACAAAGCUCUAUAUGGCUUGAAACAAGCGCCAAGAGCUUGGUAUAGUGAAAUUGAUGGUUAUUUUGCUGAGUGUGAUUUCACAAAGAGCCAAAGUGAGGCUACUCUUUAUGUCAAAGCAAGAGGUGAAGCAAGCAUCUUGAUAGUAUCCAUUUAUGUAGAUGAUAUUGUCUACACUGGAAAUGAUCAAGAAAUGUUAGAAGCUUUGCAAGAAGGAACUGUGGAUCUGAUUUAUUGUCCCACAAAUGAGCAGUUGGCAGAUAUCUUUACAAAGGCUUUGGUUAAGGAUCAUUUCUGCUAUCUCAGAGAGAAACUUGGUGUGAAAUCAGCUCACAACUUAAAGGGGAGUGUUGAAAUGUAA